Molecule: messenger RNA, 6841 nt
Organism: Esox lucius (northern pike)
Lineage: Eukaryota; Metazoa; Chordata; Actinopteri; Esociformes; Esocidae
Gene: arvcfb
Product: ARVCF delta catenin family member b
Exons: 20
Coding region: 753-3809 (1018 amino acids)
Biological process (GO): cell-cell adhesion; cell-cell junction assembly
Cellular component (GO): cytoplasm; nucleus; adherens junction
Molecular function (GO): cadherin binding
Source: RefSeq, a predicted model, not a curated record
AUUUGGGGCAGCAGGUUAGGCCAUGCUGGCAAUUUUGACAUAUAUUUUAGCUGAAAGUAGGCAACACGGUUGGUUGUAAAAAUAUAUAGGUAUGCUAGAGACUGUAAGCGAGUUGGUAACGUUUCACACAUUGCGUUUUGUUUUGCUUUUAAAUUAGGCUUUUAAAUUAGGCUUUUAAAUUAGGCUGUGAGGACUGACUAACGACGUAAAUCGUGUAAGACACAUUUUUACGGAUUUUUAAAAGAAAGAAAAUAUUUCAACAGGUUACAGUUGAUUGAUCCCCUGUUAACCCUCCAGAUACUGAGCGAAAAAACAUCGCCAAAGUCACGGACAACCACACACUUCUAGGGCACCGUAGGCUACGUAAGCUGUAACAGCGCUGUCGCUUGCUAAUAUUCAGAAUAAUUAUUCAGAUCGGCUGAAUGUAGCUUAGGUAUUGUCGAUGUUAAUGAUAUGCAAUUCAUUGACAAAUAAUAAAAAGAGUGAGGUGAUUUAAUAAGCGCUAGAACCGUCUGGCUAUUGUAGGCUACAUCGCCAAGUUUCCACGGCUCCCGCGUGCGCGUGCUAUCCCUAAACUCCAGUGGAAGGGAGGAUAAGCGGUUCUUCCUGCUAGACACCAGGUUCUUCCACUCCUUUUCUGUCACUAGAGUGGGGAUGUCUCUUGUCUGACUGCUAUCUACUGAUCUAAUAGCUCGGCUCAUUCCAACUGACCCCUGACCCCCGGACACACGCCCACCCGGCCACCCUCAAUCAUGGAGGACUAUGACGUGCGGUCGGCCGCCAGCAUCCUGGCCUCAGUGAAAGAGCAGGAGGCGCGCUUCGAGCGUCUGACCCGGGCCCUGGAGGAGGAGCGCCGCCACGUCUCCCUGCAGCUGGACCGCUCCAACGCCCCCCCCACCGGGUCCAGCGUGCCCCCCAACAGUCAGCCCCUGGCCUGGCAGCAGGUGGUGAUGCAGGAGCAGAGCCCCAGUAACCAGACCUCGCUGGCCAUGAUGCAGGAGCCCCAGGAGGUGGUGGAGGAGACGGUCACCAUUGAGGAGGACCCCGGCACACCCACCUCUCACGUGUCCGUGGUCACCUCAGAUGACGGCACCACCCGCCGCACAGAAACCAAGGAUAUGUCAACUAACCUGAAGGUCACUAAGAUGGUGAAGACGGUGACCACGCGGACGGUUCGCCAGGUGCCACUGGGCCCCGACGGUCUACCCCUGCCCGAGGGUUCCUCCCCACUGGGCAGCUACACCGACUCCAUUGACCGGCGCUACCUGAAGAAUGGCGAGCGCUACAUCACCACGCCACAGGCUACUUCCACACUCACGCGCUCCUACAACAACUACAAUGACUCCUACAGCGACACCCCCCCCCCAGACGCCGGCGGCAGUCAGUACGGCGGGCGCCACUACGGCCUCCACGACGGCUACGGCAUCGGAGACGUGACGGACAACUAUGGCAGUCUGUCGCGCGGCGGCAACUUUCGGCCACCCCGCUACCCCUACGCCAUGGCUAACAGCUACCGGCCGGAGAACAGCUACGUGACCUUGCCCAUCCGCAAGGACGACUACGGCCACAUGGCCCAGCCCCAGGUGCCCAUGGGCAGCAGCAGUGUGGACCUGAACCGGUCCCAGCCGGAGCGCUUCCAGCCGGAGCCCUACGGCCUGGAGGAUGACCGCCGCAGCCUGGGCCCCGAGGAAGAGGAGCCCUAUGACCUGGAGCCUGAUUACUCCACCGCCGGCCGACGCCAAGGCACGCUGCCGGGCACCAACCGCGGCAGGACCAUGAGAGAGCCGCUUCGCGACGGGCCACGCGCCAGGGGCUACGAGGACCCCAUAGAGGCAGAGCUGAUUGACGAGCGACACCCGUACAUCCAUGGCAUGUACGCGGCCCCCCUGGCCCAGCCUGAGAGGGGCAGCAUGGCCAGCCUGGACCGUCUGGCUGGCCGGCGAUCCCCGUCCAUCGACAGCAUUCGCAAGGACCCUCGAUGGCGCGACCCUGACCUGCAGGAGGUCAUCGCCAUGCUGGGCCACCCCAUCGACCCUGUCAAGUCAAAUGCAGCCGCCUACCUGCAGCACCUGUGCUACGAGAACGACAAGAUCAAGAAGGACGUUCGCCAGCUGAAGGGCAUCCCGGUGCUGACUGGGCUUCUGGACCACCCCAAGGCAGAGGUCCACCGCAAGGCCUGCGGAGCCCUGAGGAACAUCUCCUAUGGCAAGGACCACGACAACAAGGUGGCCAUCAAGAACUGUGAUGGAAUCCCAGCUCUCAUCCGCCUGCUGAGGAAGACCAAUGACAUGGAGGUCCGCGAGCUCAUCACAGGUACUUUGUGGAACCUGUCUUCCUAUGAGCCUCUGAAGAUGGUGAUUAUAAACCACGGCCUACAGACCAUGACCAACGAGGUCAUCAUCCCCCACUCAGGCUGGGAGCACGAGCCUAAUGAGGACUCGAAGCCCCGAGACGCGGAGUGGACCACCGUCUUCAAAAACACCUCUGGCUGUCUGAGGAACGUGAGCUCAGAUGGGGCCGAGGCGAGGCGUAGGCUGAGAGAGUGUGAGGGUCUGGUGGACGCCCUGCUCCAUGCCCUGCAGUCAGCUGUGGGGAAGAAAGACAUGGACAACAAGUCUGUGGAGAACUGUGUGUGUAUCAUGAGAAACCUGUCCUACCACGUUCACAAAGAGAUCCCUGGGGCCGAGAAGUUUACCGACCCGUCAGCGCUGCAGGCCCCUGGCUCCGCAGGACCUCAGAGGAAGAAGAAGGAUGACGCAGGCUGCUUUGGAGGGAAAAAGGCCAAAGAGGAAUGGUUUAAUCAAGGCAGAAAAAACGGAGAGAAUGACAAGAAUUAUGACACGCUGGAUCUCCCCAAGCGCACAGAACCCACUAAAGGAUUCGAGCUGUUGUACCAGCCGGAGGUGGUGAGGCUGUACCUGUCCCUGCUUACUGAGAGCCAGAACUACAACACCCUGGAGGCUGCCGCGGGUGCCCUGCAGAACCUCAGUGCCGGACAGUGGACCUGGUCCAACUACAUCCGGGCCACGGUGAGAAAGGAGAAGGGCCUUCCCAUCCUGGUUGAGCUGCUGCGUUCUGACUCUGACAAGGUGGUACGAGCCGUGGCCAUCGCCCUGCGCAACCUCUCCAUCGACCGCCGAAACAAGGACUUGAUUGGAAGCUAUGCCAUGAGGGACCUGGUGAGUAAUCUUCCCAGCGGUCAGCAACGGCCAGCGAAGAACCUGGAGGAAGACACAGUGGUAGCCAUUCUCAACACCAUCCACGAGAUUGUGACGGACAGCUCAGAGAACGCGCGUUCCCUCAUCCAAGCCCAGGCCAUCGAGAAACUGGUGGCCAUCAACAAGACCAGCCAAUCAUCACGCGAGAACAAGGCUGCCUCCCAUGUGCUUCAGACGGUGUGGAGCUACAAGGACCUAAGGAACGCCCUGACCAAGGACGGAUGGAACAAGAGCCACUUCCAGCCUACAGCCACCAGCGCCCCAAAAGCUGCCAAGAACGGCAAGCCAGGCUACGACGACACCACUCUGCCCCUGAUGGAGAAGAACCAAGGUCAGUCUGGGAUGGCAGGCGAGACUGGGGAUCCUCCGGGCCUUGCCUACUGUGGUGAACUGAAUGGCUACUCCACCAUCGACCAGAGAGACAAGGACUGCAAGUACAAGAGUGCUGGCGAUGGGUCCGUGGACCUGGCAGAACGGGAGCCAUUAAAGAAUGACACACAUAGGAAACACUAUAUCAGGAGUAACAGGCCUGCUGUCAGUCUCCUGGAUGCCUGUGAUGUUAAACCUCAGCCUGUUGACUCCUGGGUCUAAAUGCAUGCAUGGCUUAAAUAAAGAGAGGACGAUCUCCCAUGUCAUCACUGCCAUAACACAUGGAGCUCAUUUAGAUGUUGACCUGUCAGCAGUUACUUUGGAAAAGAACAAAGAAAAAAUAUCAACUAAAACAACAACACUAAAACGAUCAUCGUAAAGCCAAUAUUUCAUGCUUUUGAUUCAGCAAAUGAAAUUACAUAGAAAAAAGAAAAAAAGAAAAGAAAAACAACUACUUCUAGUACUUCUCAUAUCUACAUUCCCACUGGAAGGACAGACGCUGUGACCAUAACAGCAAGGACUCUUGACUGGAGCAGCUCUGGCAUUAGGCUUGAAGAAUGGAGGCGGGUCUCCUCAUAGAGAUGACUGUUCAAUAUCUCUUUAAGGUUACUGUAAGGAUGACAGGCGGUGUGAAACAUAAGAGUUUGUUAGGAGGAAAGAAAUUAUUUUGGAAAGGAUGGUGGAGGAAGAGACAGAACUUUAUUAUUUAGUUUUCAUGUCAAAAUUGAGACUUUUUUUUUUGUUGUCAUAAAAUGUCUUUUGUUUUAGUUUUUUUUUUUUUUUGGUCUUUUUCCAUUUUUGUUUGGGUUUUUCAUAUUGAAGAAGUUUGGAAUGGUGUGGUAGAUGGUUGAUGAAUGUCGGUUUGGUUUGACGUUGGGAACUUGAUGCUUGAGGGGCACUUUAAGGGGCUGUAGCUGACUCUACAAGUAUGCUUUUCACAUGCAAUAGUUCUCAUAAACACAUUUUGCAUACAAUGGUUCACUGUGUUUAUUUUUGUGCACUGGGAACAUUGCUGUGCAAAGCAUAAUAGAGCUGACUGGGUGCUGAUGAACACUAAUUUCCCACGCCUGCAAGUGUUGAUUGGAAUUAUGGAAGUGGAUAUUACAUGUACAUUUGGUUGGGUUCAUUUUGGUUUGCUCAAACAAAAUGAGAAAAACAAAAUAAAAAUAUAUUUUCAGAAUUGAUACAUAUUAUAGAUAUUAAUGUGUUUGCUUUAGAUACCGAAUGAAUUACCAGGUUGGUUGCUGUUUGUCAUUGACACGUAUGUAUUAAGUUGAAGAGGAUAUAAGACAUUUUGUUUAUAAAUGGACUGUGUUAAUGAAAGAUGGCAAAGGGUUAUGUUGUCAAAGGGUAGAACCUAAAAGCAUUUUAUAUUUUUGUUGAUUUUAUAAAUGUAUAUUAGGGUCAAAUAACUUUAAAAAGGAAAAAUACAACAAAAAAAUACAAACUUCUUAGUGUGCUCAUAACAGGUUGUUUGGGAAGCACAUUCAUUGGAUAAAGGAUCACCAUGUUUGUAAGCAGAAAUAACCACAACUUAGGUGUCUAUCAAGUCAGUAGACUCAUGCUGAUCACAUAUUUAUAUUUUGUAAUGUCAAGAAAAAAAGUCUCUACAGCUUUCCUUAUAAAGGCAAGUCGAGCCAAUGACUCAGUCUUCAAAACAUAAAAGGAGACAGGAGUGAGAAAGUGAGAGAGCGAUGGAGAAGAAUGGAGACAGACAGAGAAGGAGAGCGUAAGUGGACAGUUGAGCAGGGGUCAGUGGAGAUAGGACAUGAGGGAAGAUGGAGGGUAGAUGCAACAGGGAUAGACAGAAACAUGUCACACAGCAGUAUUACAAUUCCCUUCUCAUUUCACACUGCAAUGAUGUGAAGUUGCUGAGAACCUAAAAUCAUGCUUUGAUUUCGCUUAAUGCAUCUUUAAAGAACUAUCGGAAAGGAGCAUGAAAAAUGUACAGAUGUUUAUAUUAUAUUCUUUAAGUGCCCAUUUUUGUGGUGUAAUUGGAUAUUACAGUCAUUCAUGUCCAGAGAGGAAAGGAUUUUCAUGCGGUUCAAGGCAGAAAUUGCAUCACAUUGUACAAAGUAUUCAAAAAUCGGUUUGGUUUCUGAUGUUUUUUGUUCAGUCUCCUAGGUUGCUGUUGAAAUGUAGUAAUGCAGAUUAUUACGCCGCUGUCUUUUAAAGGACCGAGAAAAAAAACUAACCUACACAUGUGGUCAGGUAGGGGUGUUGUUAUUCCUUUAUCUCCAAGUGGAGACCACUUUCAACCCCGACUCUUUCUCUCUCUCAGUUGUGGGAGGAUAGAGGGGGACCUCCGCUACAGGAUGUAACUCAUGUGUCAGCUAUAGGCAAAUGGCAUGUGCCUGCAUUGAAGUCUGAAUUUCUUUGUGAUGUGACUUUAUAAAGCUUGCAUAUUUCACACAGUGUUUACAAAGACUUAUGUGAUACAAUAAAGAUUAAAAAGUACAUGUAUUAUUAAACUUUUGAUUUCAGAGAAAAGUAACAUAAUAAUAGACCAAGUUAACGUCCUCCAUGUCGACGUAUAUCCUCAGAACUGUGUGCUUUUCAUUAGAUUAUUAAUCUCUGACUGUCUAUUCCUGACUGCAUUUUGCAGUUCACAACCAAAGGAUGUGGUGUUGUAUUUAUAUACAUGUGAAAUGAGUCUAGGGGGUUGUUUUGUGGAUGUACAGAACAUCAUACUGUACAUUCAACAAACAAGGAGCUAACUGUGCUGUGAAAGAAACGCAAGAAAAUGGGUCAGACAUUGAAUCGAAGGGGCAAGACCUAUCUGUAGAUAUCACUGAUUCAAACUCUUCAAAAUAAAGUAACUGUUCUUCUCAGUAGCAAAUGUGUUUGUAACUAUCAUGUGCCUUAACCUUUUCCAUGGUAGACAAGAUAACAAUGUGUUUUAUAUGACUCUUUAUUCCCUCCCUGUCCCUUUCUCUGUUCACCUCUCUCCUUCCCUUGUUUCACACACUCACACAUUCACUCACUGUCCCCUGUGUAGUCUAGACUGUUGGUGGGGUUAUGCCUUGUAUUACAUUGUAUUAUAAACUUUUAAAAGAUAGACACAUAAAAAAAGUAUUUGAUUUCAUAGAAGAGUAAGUUGUUAAUGCUUUCGUAGCUAUCAGAUCGAUGCCACAGUGACAGAAUGUAUUAUGUUAAUUUUACUAAUACCCACGCUUGUUCAAAUAACAGAAAAAAUACUGAUUUGUAGAGUAUCACUUUGGUGUGUUUUCAAUAAACCAUGCCUGGAAAGAACA